Molecule: messenger RNA, 1385 nt
Organism: Trachymyrmex septentrionalis
Lineage: Eukaryota; Metazoa; Arthropoda; Insecta; Hymenoptera; Formicidae
Product: MORN repeat-containing protein 3-like
Exons: 3
Coding region: 54-731 (225 amino acids)
Source: RefSeq, a predicted model, not a curated record
GAAAUUAACGAAAUGACAAGUUGAGAAGUUUAUUUCUUCAUGAAUAUGGCGCAAUGCCGUUCUUGAAAGCACAGAGAGUCACGUGGUGCCAACAACGAAUAGAAGCUUGCAAACGAAAUGGCUGGCGACACGCUAUAUACUUUCCCGAGAGGAAACGUAUUACUAAAGCGUAUUAUAAGGGCGAAUGGAGAAAUAAUAAGAGAGAGGGCAAAGGCAUAGGAGUUAACAGUUACGGUUGGAUAUAUGAAGGCGACUGGUGUAACGACCACAAACACGGUUACGGUGUCCUCAGUAAAAUUACGCAAGACGGCGACGUGCGCAAGGUGUAUGCUGGCAACUGGGCGAAGGGAAGGAAGCACGGAUUCGGAAGUAAUUGGUACAAGGACGGCAGUUACUAUGAAGGCGCAUUUCGAGAUAACAAGCGGAAUGGUUACGGCCGGGUUUGGUACAAAUGCGGCAGCGGAUAUUACCAGGGCAUGUGGCUGAACGAUCGUUACCAUGGAGAAGGGAUAUUCAUUCAAGAAAACGGCAAUCUUUACGAGGGUCACUUUACAAAUGGCAAGAAGGAAGGUCGAGGUGUUUUCUACCAUUUAGAGAGACGUCAAGUACAGGAAGGUUGUUGGGAGAAUGACGUCUGCGUGAACAGCACGAUAGAAGACAUCCGACAGCCAGCUUUAUAUCCGAUAUUGCACAUUCCGAGGAUAAACAGUCGAGCAGCGAUAUACUUAUAAGUGCAUUCAUUGCGUCACGUUUCGUUUUCUCUUCUCAGAUCAAUUUGGACAUAAUGGUUUCAAUGGUCUUUCUCGCGUUCGCGGCAAAUGGAAAAUAUAAUGCGUGCAUGUGAUUUCUACGUAUAAUUUUUUUAUUUUAGUAAAGAAAAUUAAUAAAGAGAAUUUAUUUUUAAUUUUGAUUUUGGCGAUCAGCGCAUUUCACGCGCCAAAAUGAUAUAUACAAAUAAUAAUCGGGUAUAUACAUGAUGUCCCACCCAACAUAUCUCUUUCAUCUUUGCAGGGUAAGCACAAAUCCCGCUCCAAACUAUACUUUUGUAUGAACGUAUUUUUGAUUCGAUCUUAUCCUACAAAGAUGGUAGCACGUAUAGCUUCAGGCCCAGGAUGGUCGAAUCACGAUUUGAAGAUCCGGAUUCGAUUCCAUAUGUGCUCCACUUCCAUUCGAUAUAUACCUCAUCUGAUAUGAAUAAUCUGCUUAAACAGGAAUAAUUAACAAUUUGAAAAAGCUUAAGGCCAUGGCGUUCUGACGAGCUUCAUCUCGAAGCUUUACUACUUUAAGUUGAUUCGAGAUAAAAUUUGUGAUAUAUACUAAGUGUGUGUCCCUCAGAAGGAUAAACACUAUUAUCAUUGCACGGUACUAUGGCCCUAUACAGUAUA